Molecule: messenger RNA, 1073 nt
Organism: Condylostylus longicornis
Lineage: Eukaryota; Metazoa; Arthropoda; Insecta; Diptera; Dolichopodidae
Exons: 5
Coding region: 111-878 (255 amino acids)
Source: RefSeq, a predicted model, not a curated record
AAACUAUAGAAACAAUAUAAAAAAAAAAUAAACAAUUUACAUAUUUAUAUUUUUGUGCAAUGUAGAAAAAGUCUAAAAAAAAAAGAUAAAAAAGACAAAAUUUAAAAAAAAUGGUGCAAUCAAAAAAAUCUAAACCUUUAAGGAAUUCAUCAAGUACACUUCUUUCAAUGUGCAUUAAAUGCGUUGCAAGAAACAUGAGAUUAUAUGAGAACAAUGAUUAUUUUAUCAAAUUACCAAGGCAUUUAAAAACAAAAAUUAUUCGUUUUAUUACACGUUGCUUACAAGAAAUUUAUGUUCCAAGUUUCCAAAUACUUCUAAAUGAUGCAAUAACAAAUCUAAAUCUUGUUUCGUUUGACACAGAUGAUAAUCUUUUACUUAAUAUUUCUAUGAAAAGCACCAACAUACAAUCUUUAUAUUUUAAAGGAACAUCAAAAAAUUUAUCAUACGAAGGGAUAUUACAAGUUUCGAAGUUAAGACUAUUGAAACAAUUGGAAAUAUUUAAUUGUUUUCUUGUAAAUGAUCAAUUUAUUGAAAAUUUAGCUACUUCAUGUACAUCAUUAAAUCACUUGAGUAUUCCUGGUUCACAAAUAUCAGAUGAUUGUUUCAAUUCUUUACAAAAAUUGGCUUUAAAGAAUCUUAAUGUUUCAAAUACAAAGAUUUCAGAUAAAUUUCUUUACAAUAUAUCAAAAUCAGAAUUGGUUGACCAUUUAGAAGAAUUAAAUGUAAGUAAUAAUAAAAAAGUUACUAAUUUAGGAUUGAGCAAAUUACCCUGGGAAACACUGAAGUAUGUUGCAUUUCAUGGCUGCAAUACUGAUGAAACAUUGUUUGAUGUGAUUCAACCAGCAACGAAGUUUAUGAUGUGGAGUGUUCCUUGCUAAAUAAUAUAACAAAAAAUAAAAAUAUGGCACCAGUAACAGAAGAAAUUCAAAACUAUUUUUUUUUGAUUAGCUUUUUUUCUUUUUGAUAAAAAAAAAAUCUCACUUUGAAAUUUUUUUUAAUUUGCGCAAGUGUUUUUUUUAAGUGUUUUACAAAAUUUAAAAAAUUAUGAUGUUUUAAUAAAUCGUAUUGACCUA